AUGGAUAGCACAAAGGUUGGAACAUUUGAACAUGUUCCCGAAUCCGUCCCCAGCAUUCUUCAUGUCAAAGGACACCAGGACGACGCUAAACCAUAUGACGAACUGAACUUAGAGGCUCAACUCAACAUUGAUGCUGAUCAGUUGGCUGAUGACUGGCUCCAGGCCCACCCCAAUUUUGACCAUUCCAAAGUCCCCAUCCUGCCCACCAGUGGAUGUCAAAUCAACUUGCCCUAUGGGACUUUCACCCACAACAUCAAGCAUGAACUCAAAUUGGCUCGAUCUGUGCCUGACAAUGCCGCAUUUCUCAUGGACAAGUAUGAAUGGGACCAGGAGAUAUUUGAUGACAUUGACUGGACGUGUCAUGGACGAGCAUUAAAUCGAACGAAAGCACACCAAACCUCCAUGAUAAAGUAUCUGAUCGGCUGGCACCCCGUGGGUACCCGAGUCAACAAGUACGACCCCAAAUAUCCCAUUGCAUGUGCAUCCUGCGGCUACCACGAAGAGGACAAGGACCAUGUCAUGAGUUGCCCGAAACGACAAACUGACCGAGACAACUGGAAAAAAGCAAUCAAGCAGUAUCUAGACAAACACAACACUCACCCAUCCCUCCAUGCCACUAUCACAUCUGCACUCAACACCCUCCUAGAUGAUGGUGACAUUGAGUCAAUUGAACACAAUGCUGAUAUCCAGGACAUCAUAGAUUCCCAACACAAUAUCGGAUGGGAACACAUCUUCAAAGGGCGAUUCUCCAAACUCUGGGCCCAGAAUCAAGAUCAGCACUUAAAAGACAACAACCUCAAAACACCAAGGAAGAAUGGUCAGUCCUGGCUCACAGGAUUAAUCCAUGAAAUGCAAUGCACAACAGUGGUAGGACCUCUGGGAAGCCCGGAAUGA
Messenger RNA from Seminavis robusta, 894 nucleotides. Lineage: Eukaryota; Bacillariophyta; Bacillariophyceae; Naviculales; Naviculaceae. The record is from the annotation of a GenBank genome assembly.